This is a messenger RNA of Paramecium tetraurelia, 375 nucleotides long. RefSeq lists its product as uncharacterized. The record is from RefSeq and is a predicted model, not a curated record. The transcript is spliced from 2 exons. NCBI's taxonomy places the organism in Eukaryota, Ciliophora, Oligohymenophorea, Peniculida, Parameciidae.
AUGUGUGAUAAAAGAAAAAGGUUUAACUCCGCCUUGACUUUUGAAGAAUUUGUUGAUUAACAUAAUCAAUUACCAGAUACUCCUCAGCUUAAACCAAUUAAGCAGUCCACUCUCUUCAUACCAGAAUUAGAUUUAGCCAAUGAUGUCUCUCAAAAUUAGUUGAAUAUGCCUUUAUAAACAAUUUUGGAGGAAGAACCCACCAGUCCCAAAGAAAUAAUGAAAACUAAAAAGUCGAUAAGAAAAAGAUAAAGGUUCUUCAGUGAAAAUUCUCAAUACUCAGUAAUUAAUAUAUUGGAGAGAAAACUACAGAAAAAGAAAACUCUCAUCCCUACUCCAUAGAAUUAUGAUUCCCUCUCUUAACCAAUCAUGAUUUGA